AUGUGGGCGCCAGCACGCUUGAAUGAGAGGCGCGGCCGGAAGGGUCAGCGCGCAGGCCGGGCUGAGCGGCGCAGACGGGAAUCCAGCCGAGCUAGGUUCACGGAGCCGGUGUGCCUGGUGCAAGCGUCUCCCGUGGUGACUCCCCGCGCGCCGGGACCGGCGGAGCCCUGGCGCAGCGUGACGCCUCAGCGGCAGGUACCCAGCAGCGAGCCCUCAAAGUACCGGGACGUGGGGGUCCCUAUGGCAGUGACGCCACGCACGGGCCCCGCGGUGACCUGGGUAGCGCCGGCCCAGGCAGUUCCUGGCAGUGAGCCCUCGAGAUACCGGGAAGUGCCGGUUCCUGCCCGCGCAACACUCCCAGUAACAUGGCGCGCCGCGCCAACAGCAACCUGGGUUCCAAGCAGUACCCCUUGCAGAUACCGGGAGCUGACCAUCCCUGCGGCGGCCAGCCCCACUGUGACGUGGUGUACAGCGGCUCCGCCUCCGCCACAGGUCCCGCAGGCCACGCUGGCAACGCUGAAGAAUCCGCUGGAAGCGCCUCCGGAGUCCAACGUUCAGGUUGCACCUGCUCCGGCGGCUUCCACGCCGGCGGCGAGCACGCCGCCGGCGCCGGUGGAAAUGAGCGCUGCCUCUCCGAGGAGCGUGGGCCCCAGCAAGGUGACCAAGGUGACGGUGUACCCUCCGGUGCGUAUGGAGUCCAGCGCGCGAUCCGACGACGACAGGCCGCUCACCAGGGCUUCGGGCUACGCUACGCCCAGGCCUGCAGCCAACGUGGUCUGGUCCACCCCGCCGGUGCCGUGCCAGGCAUCGCCUCCGCGCUUCCACUCAGGACCGGUGCAGUCAGCGAGGCCAUGGACGCCCAUGGCACCCGUCAAUCUUCCGGCAAAGGUGACGGUGAAGUGCGCGCCCGCGAAUUGCGUCCUGCUGCCCGACAGCCCAGAGGUGACGGAGAGUCCGCGCACGGUGCUUUCACCCCAGGUUCCAAUGCAACUGGCGCCGAUGGUUACAGACGCAUGUGGCUCUCCGCCGCGAAGCACGCUGGAAGAGCGGCUGAAAGAGCUAGAAAGGCGCCUGGACGCCAAGGAGUCGGAGUGCAAGCUGCUGGAGCAGCACCUCACUGAGGUCCGCGGCUGCCUCGAGGAACAGAAGCAGCGCGGUGCCAGCGAUCUGCAGCAGCGCGACCAACACAUCAUGGAGAGCUGA
Effrenium voratum is the source of this 1203-nucleotide messenger RNA. The record is from the annotation of a GenBank genome assembly. Lineage: Eukaryota; Dinophyceae; Suessiales; Symbiodiniaceae.